UCCAAGCAGCUAUAAAUUUAAGGCAUGUUUGUUUGAAACAGCCCAUAGCUGCCAGAAGCUACAAUGAUGGAACAUCACUGCUGAGGGCUACUCUCUGGAUCUCAAUGAGGAUAAUUAUACAUUAUGAGGAAGGACAUUGUACAAGAUAAAUUGUCUGUGCUUUGAGAUACCUAUAGAGUCCUGCCAAAUACUCUGGCAACAUUGACCUCACCUGUGACCACAGCAAACUUGGACUGUUAAAUAUAAAUCAGCUAUAAAUAUAAAUCAUGGAUCUCGCUAGCAAACUAUAUCUCCUGUAUUCUCUGUUUACACCAAAUCUGGCAAUCAUCGCAGGAGCUUUCACUAAUGCAUAUAUUUCUUUUGUGAUUUUACUUGAUUACUUUAAAACGCAAACAAUGAGCACCGUCAAUAAAAUAUUAGUUGCCCUGAGCUUAUCAAAUGCUUAUUUUUCUCUUGUUUUAUUUUUUAGCUCAAUUUUUAGUUUUGUGUGGCCCCACAUUAACACAGACCCUUACAUCAAGGGCUUUAUCCUGGCUCUGCUCAUUUACGGCAUUUCUUCCUCUGCCUGGAUUACAACUUGUCUUUGUGUCUAUUACUUUCUGAAGAUAACCAGCUUCAGGUCUGGACUUCUUGCUUGCUUCAAGUUGAAGAUCGACAUCAUUGUUCCAUGGUUUAUAUUGUUUUCAGAAGUGGUGUCCUUGGGCUGCAGUUUCCUUACAUUAUUGCCUUCUGAUAAUAGCCAAGGAUCUUCAUGGAAUGCCUCAUUGUUCUACUCACUCAACACAACAUCAGGAGCCAUUACCACCAGCAAUAGAUUCAUGAAGGUCACCUUCAUUGUUAUUUGCGUCCCUUUGCUGAUUAUGAUUGUCACUACAUUCCCUACUAUUGGUUCACUGUAUUUGCACAGUAGGAGAAUGGAGAACACAGGAACAUCCACCAGUCUGGCUCCUCAUCGAAAUGCUGUGUGUAUGAUGGCAUGGCUCCUGUUUUUAUAUACCACUGUUUUUGUGGUGUUUUUUACAGAUUUCAUUCAACUGUUUUCUCCACUAAGCUUUGCAUAUUGGAUGACUUAUAAUCUGAUGUAUUUAUCUACUUUAGUACAAUCUGCUGUGCUAAUUCUAGGAAACCCUAAACUAAAAGAAGCAAUUAAAAUAUGUUGUUUUGGAUGCCACACAAGCUGGUAACUGGAAUAUAUUAUCAUACAGCAUAACAAUUCUAUUCAAACCAAUAAAUCUCUCAUGGUUCCUCUCACUGAGGAUUUCCAUGAUGAAACAAAAGCCUGACUGACUAUUAAGAUGUCCAUGGAAGUACCUGGUAAAAAAAAAUGUGCACUACUUUAAUGCUGACAA
Xenopus laevis (African clawed frog) is the source of this 1349-nucleotide messenger RNA. RefSeq names its product taste receptor type 2 member 123. The transcript has a single exon. NCBI's taxonomy places the organism in Eukaryota, Metazoa, Chordata, Amphibia, Anura, Pipidae. The coding region runs from base 267 to 1184 and encodes 305 amino acids. The record is from RefSeq and is a predicted model, not a curated record.